This is a messenger RNA of Suillus discolor, 222 nucleotides long. RefSeq lists its product as uncharacterized. The annotation marks the transcript as partial. The transcript has a single exon. NCBI's taxonomy places the organism in Eukaryota, Fungi, Basidiomycota, Agaricomycetes, Boletales, Suillaceae. The record is from RefSeq and is a predicted model, not a curated record.
AUGCCUGAUAAUUUAGAGCACGAACUUCCAGACGACCCUUCCACUUACGCCGAAGCCAUGGCCUCCAAACACGCUGCUCAAUGGACCACUGCACUCAAAGAGGAAUUCGACUCACUACGAGAACUUGGUGUCUAUAAGCUGGUGCCUCGCAUGGCGAUUCCACCCGGUCGCAAAAUUAUGUGCAGUCGACCUGUCUUCAAACUUAAACGUGAUCAGCAUGGC